AUGUGAUGAGAUGGACAACCUUGUGCUUGUAAAGGAUGCAAAUGUGGGUAGUAGAAUACGGCAAAAGAACCAUCAAACCAGUCGUGCAAAAGAAAAGGCAAAGAGGUAGUUUUCUGAUAACCAUUCUUUUGUAUGUGAUCAAACAUUUUUUUAAACUUUAGGUACUCAGACCCAGACCCGGAUUUAAGAAAAUUUAAGAGGCUCUGCAAACAUGCUGGAAAGACAUACUUUUGUACAAAGGUUCGCAACUGUGACGUAAAACUGAUUCGCAAGAAGUUCUUCGAGACGCAGGACAAGGUUCAGCAAGAUAUGAAACUGUGCCACAUGAUUUCCGUUCUUCCAACUGCAAGAAAGAGAUCCAUCAAGAAUGAGCCCAAGAAUCGUGCACUUAACUUAGUGUAUUUUUUAAAACGAGAAAACACGGGUAUUAGGGUGUGUCAGACAUUUUUUCGGAAUGCUCUUGGGUUGACAAACCACAGAAUCUCGCAUGUCGCAAAAAUAAUUUGCCAAGGGGAGGUACCAAAAGAAAACCGUGGUGGUGACCAUACAUCGGCCAAAAGUGCUACCAAGCGAGAAAAAGUUGUAGAAUUCAUUGGACAGCUUAAAGGGCAGGAAAGUCACUAUAACCGAGCAAAAUCCAAACGGAUUUAUUUACCUGCUCACUUAAGCAUAGCUAGACUGCACAAAAUGUUCACGGAGUCUGUUGAUUCUCAGUAUAAAGUGUCAUAUUUAAUGUUUAGAAAGAUAUUUUUAACCAAGUUCAAUAUUGGCUUUUCAUCUCCGGCAUCAGAUUGUUGUGGUCAGUGCACAAGAUUAACGCAUAUGAUAAAAAUUGAAAAUGAUCCAAAGAAAAAGAGUGAGCUUAGCUUACAAUAUCGUGUCCACAACAAAAGAGUGAAGUGUUUCUACGAAAUGAUGAAGGAGAAACCAGAAGAUGCUGUGAGCCUUUGUUUUGACCUUCAACAGGUUCAGCCGCUUCCCCGAACACCCAUUAGCGAUGCAUUCUAUUCACACCAAAUCAGCUUUUAUUCAUUGUGUUGCGUUGGGAUGAACUCGAAGAACCCGACCUUUUACCUAUGGACUGAGGACUUAGCUUCACGUGGUUGUACAGAAAUUGGAUCUGCGUUACUUUCACACUUGAAUGAGGUACCUUUAGCAAACAAAACAGUUAUAAGAUUGUUCUGUGAUGGAUGCGGAGGACAAAAUAAGAAUAGCCAUAUUGUGCAUACGUUAUUGUAUUGGUUGAAAUUUGAAUCUCCUCUAAAUAUUACUCAAAUAAAUCUUACCUUCCCGGUUAGGGGGCACAGCUUUAUGCCGGCUGAUAGAGCAUUUGGUAGGGUGGAAAAGCUCCUGAGAAAACAUCCCACCAUUGAAACAAAACAGGGAUACCACAAACUGUAUGCAGAAGUGGGUGCCAUUAAGAUAUUGGGACAAGACUGGUUUAUUAAGGAUAUUAAGGAAUUACAGACUUUUUAUAAAAAGGUGGAUGGAAUAUCUGAUUUGAAAAGAAUCGUUUUCAAAAAAACACGAAAAAACAAUCGAAACAACGUUACUGUUACCUGCUAUCAACAUUAUCGAUUUGAAAGCACGAAUGAAAUACAACAGAGUCUGCUUAAGAAAAACAAAUCUGACCAAGGUUUUCAACUCAACAAUAUGGAAUUACACCGCUCUAUUCCAGACAAGAAGAAGAAAACAUUACGGAAGCUUAUGGCUGAGCAAUUUGGGGAGAACUGGGAGAGUCAGGAAAACUUGAAAUGGUACCAACAAAUUUUGUGUACAGCCGAAAAUCAGAGUGAUAACAGUCAUCUUCGGGAGGAUCAUCACGAACUUGAUGAACAGUGUGACUGUUUGGAAGAGGAGGAUUCCCUACACAUUUAAUAAUAUAAUAAUUAUUAUUGUUAUUA
Messenger RNA from Photinus pyralis (common eastern firefly), 1904 nucleotides. RefSeq lists its product as uncharacterized. The record is from RefSeq and is a predicted model, not a curated record. Lineage: Eukaryota; Metazoa; Arthropoda; Insecta; Coleoptera; Lampyridae. The coding region runs from base 310 to 1878 and encodes 522 amino acids. The transcript has a single exon.